Molecule: messenger RNA, 757 nt
Organism: Arabidopsis arenosa
Lineage: Eukaryota; Viridiplantae; Streptophyta; Magnoliopsida; Brassicales; Brassicaceae
Source: the annotation of a GenBank genome assembly
GUAGAAGGUGGAUGUGGUGUUGCCGACGGUGACGGCGGCGCGGCUGAGAUCGGCGGUACCGGAUCUGUUGAGAAAUCGAUUAACGAAGUUAGGUCCACGGAGAUCCAAACCUCUGAGCCAACGGUUCUUCCAAGUCAACUUACUAUUUUCUUUGGUGGGAGUGUUACUGUGUUUGAUGGACUUCCAGCAGAAAAGGUUCAAGAAAUCCUCCGUAUUGCUGCUAAAGCAAUGGAGACUAAGAAUUCUACAAGCAUCAGUCCUGUCCAUUCGCCAGCACUGAACAGAGCUCCUUCUUUCUCAAGCACAUCUAAUGUCGCUUCACCAGCUGCACAGCCAUUUCCUAUUCAGCCAAUCUCGUUUUGCAGAUCCGCGGCUGAUUUACCUAUUGCAAGGAGGCAUUCGCUUCAACGAUUCCUCGAGAAAAGACGAGACAGAUUGGUCAACAAAAACCCUUACCCUACUUCUGACAUCAAAAAGACAGAUGUCUCAACACGCAAUGUCUCUAUCAAGGAGGAAUUUCCGACUGCUUAGCAGAAGAUCAAACCUCAAGGCUACAAUAAGCUUUUGAGCAAACUAAGUAAAAUGUUAUGUCAAUAUGGUUAAUAUGAUAAUCUAUCAUGUACGCUGCUGUGUGUAAUGUGUUGUAUAAUAGUGUCUGUAUAGGUUUGCUAGACAAACCGAAGAUUGUUUCCAUGUCUGGAGUGGUCAGAUAUGUUUGUCGUUUUACAAGUCUACUGAAGAAACUAUUGUAGUUUUA